Messenger RNA from Trifolium pratense (red clover), 3576 nucleotides. RefSeq names its product disease resistance protein RPV1-like. The record is from RefSeq and is a predicted model, not a curated record. Gene Ontology annotation, molecular function: ADP binding. Bases 157 to 3576 code for a protein of 1139 amino acids. Gene Ontology annotation, biological process: signal transduction; defense response. Lineage: Eukaryota; Viridiplantae; Streptophyta; Magnoliopsida; Fabales; Fabaceae. The transcript is spliced from 4 exons.
CAGUCAACUGUAUCAAUCAAAUUGGGACGAGGGAGUAUUAGUUAUCGGAGGGAGUACACUAGUGCUUCAUAUUAUUUAUAUCCAGCAAUCAAUGAACCAAAAACAGAUACCAUUCUCUUAUCAAAAAAUAAAAUACAAACAAAAAGACACCAUUCCAUGGCUUCUUCAUCCUCUCAAGAUGUGACUACAGUAGAUCUGAAAAACUAUGAUGUUUUCAUCAGCUUUAGAGGUGAUGACACUCGCGCCGGUUUCACCAGCCAUCUUUACACUGCUUUGUGCGGAGACCAUUUGCAUACCUACAUAGACUACAGGAUCCAAAAAGGAGAUGAAGUUUGGGCAGAACUUGUGAAAGCAAUUCAAGAUUCCACUCUGUUUCUUGUUGUCUUUUCAGAGAACUAUGCAACUUCAACAUGGUGUUUGAAUGAACUCGUUGAAAUAAUGGAGUGCCACAAAAAUGGACAAAUUGUUGUUCCUGUGUUCUACCAAGUUGACCCUUCACAUGUAAGGAAACAAACUGGGAGUUACGGCAGUGCGUUGGCAAAACACAAGAAGCAUGGCAAUAAUGAUGAUAAGAUGAUGCAAAAUUGGAAGAAUGCUCUUUUUCAAGUGGCUAAUUUAUCUGGUUUUCAUUCUACCAAUUACAGGACCGAAUCUGCCUUGAUUGAAGAUAUUACCAGAGUUGUAUUGAGAAAGUUAAACUACAACAACACAAAUGAUCUUACAUGUAAUUUCAUAUCGGAUGAAAACUAUUGGAGCAUUCAAGCUUUAAUGAAAAAAAUUGAUUCAACAGAAAUUCAAAUAAUUGGACUUUGGGGCAUGGGGGGCAUAGGUAAGACAACACUUGCUGCUGCUAUCUUUCACAAAGUAUCUUUUCAGUAUGAAGGUAGUUGCUUCUUAGAAAAUGUGACAGAAGUUUCAAAAAUGCAUGGAAUUAACUAUACAUGCAACAAACUUCUUUCAAAGUUGCUAAAGAAAGAUUUUGACAUCGACACUUCUAAAGUAAUACCAUCUAUGAUCAUUAGAAGACUCAAACGAAUGAAAUCUUUUAUUGUACUAGAUGAUGUAAAUACUUUAGAACUUCUGCAAAACUUGAUUGGAGUGGGACAAGGUUGGCUAGGAGUUGGUAGCACUGUCAUUGUGACAACAAGGGAUAAGCAUGUUCUGAUAAGUGGAGGAAUUGAAAAAAUUCAUCAAGUUAAGAAGAUGAAUUCCCGAAACUCUCUCCAACUUUUUAGGUUGAAUGCUUUUAACAAAGUCUUACCUAAGGAGGUAUAUGAGAAGCUCUCGGAAAGAGCAAUUGAUUAUGCCAAAGGCAACCCUUUAGCUCUGAUAGUAUUAGGGUCACUUCUUCGUGAUAAAAGUGAAAUAGAAUGGAAUUGUGCUCUAGCUAAACUGAAGGAAAUUCCCAAUGGAAAAAUUGAUAAGAUAUUGAGAUGGAGUUAUAAUGAAUUGGACGAGAAAGAGAAAAACAUAUUCUUGGACAUCGCAUGCAUUUUGAAAGGUUAUAAACGGGAUUGGGUGACAAAAAUAUUAAAUGAGUGUGGCUUCUUUGCAGAUAUAGGAAUAAGACAUCUUGUAGACAAGGCUCUUAUAAGAGUUGACUCUGAAAAUUACAUACAAAUGCAUGACUUGAUACAAGAAGUGGGAAAGCAAAUUGUUCGCGAAGAAUCUCCUAAAAAUCCCGGACAACGCAGUAGAUUAUGUGAUCCUAAGGAAGUUUGUGACGUUUUGAAAAAUAAUAGAGGAACUGAGAUUGUUGAAGCCAUAUUUUUUGAUGCUACUGAAUAUGCAAAUAUAAACUUAAGUCCCAAAGCAUUUGAAAAUAUGGUAAACUUAAGGUUACUUGUUUUUCGAGACCACAAGGAGAUUAAAUCUGUAAGUCUUCCACAUGGUCUUGAAUUAUUGCCAGAAAAUUUGAGAUAUUUUUUGUGGGAUGGAUAUCCAUGGAAGUCUUUGCCUCCAACCUUUUGUGCUGAAAUGCUAGUGGAGCUUUCCAUGCAAAACAGUCGUGUAGAGAAACUUUGGAAUGGAGAAAUGAGUUUGCCAAAUUUGGAGACACUUAACCUCACUGGCUCCAACAAGUUGAUAGAGUGUCCAAAUGUGUCUGGCUCCCCAAAUCUAAAACUUGUAACAUUUAAUUACUGCAAAAGUUUGCCUGAAGUUGAUUCUUCAAUUUUCUUUCUCCAAAAGCUGAUAACUUUAAAGGUGAUGGGAUGUACAUCACUUAAGAGCCUUUCAAGUAACACUUGUUCACCAACCCUCACUGAGUUAUAUGCUAUGGAAUGUAUCAAUCUCCAAGAGUUCUCAGUCACAUUUACUUCCUUUGAUCGUUUGCGUUUGGGUAUAUCAGAGUGGGGUGGGAAUGAACUUCCAUCAUCAUUAUUGAAUAAAAAAAAUCUUGAUAUUUUUUACUUUCCUAUAAUUGAAUGUCUUGUGGAUCUUCCGGAAAACUUUGCCGAUCAUAUUUACCUCGGGAGUCCAACGAAUUGUGAACAUGACCUUUCCAUCAGUUUACAUAAAGUAUUUUCUAGUCCUGCCUUCAUCAGUGUAAAACAUUUAUACCUUACUGAUAUUCCUACCUUGUCUGAAAUUCCAGACAAUAUCUUCUUACUAAAGUCUUUAGAGUCUUUAAUGCUAAUGGAUAUUGCCAUUACAAGCUUACCCGAAAACAUUAAGUAUCUCCCCCAACUCAAUCAACUUAAUGUUCGCGAUUGUAAAAAGCUUCAAUCUAUUCCAGCGCUUUCACAGUUCAUUCCAUUUUUCAUUGUCUUGAAUUGUGAAUCUCUUGAGAAAGUGUCGAGUUCAAUGAGUGAAGCAUGUAUCAAACCCAAUCCUUGUUUUACUGUGCUCAUUAACUGCAAAAAAUUGGAUCUACAUUCAUAUCAAACAGUUUUGGAAGAUGCUAUUGAUGGGAUUGAACUUGUAGCAAGACUAAAGCCAGCAAAUGAUGAAGAUGAUAUUAUUGGGUACUUGUUACCUGAUAUGCCUGGCAGAGAAUAUUGGUUCCAUUACCGUUCUACACAAGUUUCUUUCACUCUCGAGCUUCCUCCUAAUUUGUUGGGUUUUGCCUACUAUUUCGUUCUUUCUCAGGGCCAUAUGAAAAAAAGUGUAAAUUUUGGAUGUGAGUGCUACUUGGAAUAUAGUUCAGGUGAAAGGAUCUAUAUAACAAGUUUCACAAGAUCCAACUCGUUCAUUCAUGAAUUAAAUUACAGUCCUUUACUCCACUUGAUGUCAGAUCAUGUGGUUUUAUGGUAUGAUCCAGUAAGUUGCAAGAAAAUCAAUGAAGAAAUAAAAGCCAUUAAUGAUGUGAACAACACCAGUUACAGUUCAAAGCUUGCAUUUAGAUUCUUUAUUGAUGAAAAUUUACAUGAUGGAACUUUGGAGGAUGAAGUAGCGAUAAAAGAGUGUGGGUUUCGCUGGAUAUAUAAAGAAGCAGCAGAGUUUUCCACAGUUUUUGAAUCCCAAGAAGAAGAAGAAGAAGAAGAAGAAGAAGAAGAAGAAGAAGAAGAAGAAGAAGAAAGAAUUCAUCCAAGAAAGACAUCUUUGAAACUCUUGAAAUAUUGGGCUCAUUAUUGA